AUGUUGGAUACAACACGUAUUACUCAUUAUCUUCCUUCAUUUUCAUUUUCAUUUGAAUAUAAUAUUCGAUUUCAUCUUCAACGUCUUCAUCUUCGUGCAAAAUCAGCAUUUAUAUCACUUCAAGAUAUGCCGCAUUAUCCAUUACGAUUUAAUCAAGUUCCACCACUUUUUUGUGAACCUUUUAUUUUACGUGGCUUUCGUUCAAUUCAUCAACCAUGGUCUUAUUAUUUGAAAUCUUUAUUUCAUAAACAUAAUGAAACAAUUAAUGUUUGGAGUCAUUUAAUAGGAAUUUUAUAUAUGGGAUAUUUACUUUUUUUUUAUUAUAAUAAAAGAUUAAAUUUUUAUGAAAAUUCUCAUUCAUGGCCAUUUGCUGUCUCAUUAUGUACAGCAAUAAUAAUGUUUAUAUGUUCUGCAUUUGCUCAUUUAUUUCAUUCAAAAUCUGAAAAAGUUCAUAUGUCAUGUUUUUUAAUUGAUUUUAUUGGUGUUAGUUUCCAUGGUUUUGGUUCAGGUUUUCUACAGAUUUAUUAUUCUGCACCACAAUGGUUUUACGAAAAAAUUGAAUAUUAUUAUGUAUUUAUUCUUCUUAUACUUGGAAUUUUAGCUUGUUUUCUUAAUUGUUUUGCACAAUAUUAUUAUUGUCGACCAUAUCCACCUAUAAAACGUAUUUGUCAAUUUUUUCCAUGUGGACUUUUAUGGAUUUAUUCAAUUAUUCCAUUAUGUAUACGUUUAUAUUCAUCAAAUAUUUUAUCACAUCCAGCAUUAAUAUGUCAUUUAAUACAAAUUAUUUUAUUUCUUAUUGGUGCUACUCUUUUUGGUUUUGAUUUACCACAACGUUGUUGUCCUGGUGUAUUUGAUUUUAUUGGACAAGGUCAUCAUUUAUUUCAUUUAUGUAUUUAUUUCGUAACUGUUUGUCAAAUGCAUGGUGUCUAUUGGGAUUAUGAAGAAUUUCAAAAAAUAAUUGAUCAACGAAGUAAACCAGAAUUAAUAUUUUGUGCUGGUUCAAUGUUAUCUCUACUAGCAUGGGAUAUUAUUAUUGUUUGUUUUUUUCGACGAAAAAUUCAUAAAAAAUAUCAUAUGCAUUAA
Molecule: messenger RNA, 1083 nt
Organism: Rotaria sordida
Lineage: Eukaryota; Metazoa; Rotifera; Eurotatoria; Philodinida; Philodinidae
Source: the annotation of a GenBank genome assembly